GUUACAACACCCCCCCCGUUCUCCCCCACUCUUCCCCCCGACUCCCAUUGAGGCUUCCUCGUCGGCACGCGCAGUGGAAAGCAGGCGGCUGUCUCCCCUGCGUGCCAGAUGGAUCUGCGCUUCGCCGCCGCCUCCAUCGCUACCGCUGCUGAGUCGCCUCUGUCGAGGUGACGAGACUCGCUCUGCGAAACGUCGCCCCCCCAUCCCCGACCCCCCCGCCCCCUCCAGCUGCUUCACAAACUUGGACCGCUGCCUCUCUGUUCUUGGCGACCCAGCGCGCCCAGCAGGCUUUCCUCCAGCUCUCGCAAACCGCUGUGACAAGCUGACUUAACGAUGUGGCGGACGGUGGCCCAGCACUAUUAUUUUGUUAUGAUUUAUUACUAAACAAUCAUUCAGAUCAACUUUUUCCUCAGCUGGUGACUAAGAUUGAUUUUACGCGUGGGGGCGCGCAUGGAAUAACCUUUUUUGGAAUUGAUCUGCGCAUACUGUUAUUUCUCCAGGACCGACCCUCCGCAAGGCAAGACAGCUCCGACUUGGAGGUGAUGUUCUGCUUCUUCUCAACCUGCUUCUGGUUGCAAACUUAGUGGCCGAAAUGGGUUUGUGGUCCAUGUGGACUCGCUCCUGAGGUCGCUGCAGCUCUCCGCGCGGUCGUUCGGAGAAGAGCCGCCCGAGGAUGGCGGGCGCAACCCGGGAGUUACCCGUGAACUCUUCCCCGGCGGUGGCGUCCAACGCGGAGGGCGAAGAGAUCGAGGUUUUGGAAAGCACCGACGUUCUCCCCGUCGCUCCAGAGGACCAAUGGAAGUCUCUGUUUGACAAGUAUGACCCUGAUAGUUCGGGCUUCAUCAGUACGGAGCGGUUCAGGGACCUGCUGGCGACCUACGGCUCCGAGCUCGACCCCCACAAACUAGAAGUCCUGUUGGCCCUCGCCGACGGCAACGCCGACGGGAAGAUCUGCUACCAAGACUUUGUCAACCUGAUGAGCAACAAGCGCUCCAACAGUUUCCGAAGGGCCAUCCUGCAGGGGGGCCGGCAGCUGAAGGGCUGCAGUCUCAGGGACGAGGCGGGUUUGGGGCUGUCCCAACGGCUGAUCCGACACGUCGCCUACGAGACGCUGCCCCGCGAGGUUGACCGCAAGUGGUACUUUGACAGCUACACCUACUGUCCCCCACCCUGGCUCAUCCUGGCUAUUACUAUUGCUGAGGUGGCCGUGUUCAUGUACUACGGCUUCCAGCUGGACCGCUUGGUCCUGCAGGUAUCCAGCCCGUCUUUCCUGAAGAGCCCCUUGCCUUACCACCCACAGCUACGCACACAGGCCUGGAGAUACCUCAGCUACAUAUUCAUGCACACUGGGAUUGAACACCUGAGCCUGAACAUGGCCAUGCAGCUGCUGGUGGGAGUCCCUCUAGAAAUGGUCCACGGAGCCCUGCGGAUCGGACUGGUCUACAUGUGUGGUGUGCUGGCAGGGUCUCUGGCGGUGUCUGUCACCGACAUGACGGCCCCAGUGGUCGGCUCGUCCGGGGGAGUCUAUGCUCUGGUCUCAGCACAUUUGGCCAAUGUGGUCAUGAACUGGUCGGGAAUGAAGUGUCAGUUUAAGUUAUUCCGGAUGGCCAUGGCCCUGGUUUGCAUGAGCGUAGAGUUCGGUCGGGCGGUGUGGCUGCGCUUCUACCCGCCGGCCUUUCCCCCAUGUCCCAAUCCCAGCUUCGUAGCUCACCUGGGAGGGGUGGUGGUCGGCCUGACGCUGGGUGUGGUGGUGCUGCAGAACUACGAGCAGCGGCUCCAGGAGCAGUCGCUGUUUUGGAUCUUCUUCUCGGUCUACGCCUUGUUCGUGCUCUGCGCUGUCUUCUGGAACAUCUUCGCCUACGGCCUGCUCGACGUGCGACUGCCCCCGACGCCUUGACCGGCUCGUCGGAGGCCGCCUACGGACCGCAUUCCCUUUAUUCUUGACCACCGGGCUGGAUGAGGCAGCUCAGCCUCAUGGCGCGGUCGUCGUACAGCCGCCCUCGUCCUACAUCCACCUCUCUGACGCAGGGAGGCACCUGACAAGCAGCAGCCCUUCUCCUCACACCUUUCUCCGCCCAUCCGACCCCUUUUGUGGUUAAGCCGUGCCGUCGUUUCUGCUCACAGUGCAGCCCGACCUUCGCUUGCUCUUUGUCUACUUCUCUGUUGCACAUUUGUCUCCAGCGUAUCAGUCUGUGGGACUUUUCUUGCCAACACAACAACGGAUGAGAAGCCUCAGGUCGAACUCAACAGAAACCGGCUGGAGCAGCGCGGUCAACAUAGUUUAACCUUCUCCGCCUCUCCCUCCCCAAUCCAACGGUGCCUUCUCAUGGAGAUGUCAGGCUGGUAAAAGUAUUUGUGCACAGUUGCCUCUCAUGUGGGGUGACAGCCGUGAAACCCUGCGGUGCAAUUGGUUUUCUGACAGAAGAGUUCCUGAAAAUCCUGUAAUCUGCCUGCAGCCUCUUCACCAAUACAUUAAUGGUAAGGUCAUAUAAGAAUCUAGGCUCAGAUGGUGUUUUGUCAUCAUUACAAACAGCUCAUAAGCAUGAGAGAUUUAGAUUAAGCAGACUGCAGGAUGGCUGAAGGUCUCUGCGUUUGCACAGAGAUCAUGGAGUAUACAGGCUACAGCAACCUCUGAAAAACUAAUUUAUCUUUAAAGGAAGUGUGGGUUGAUUCUCAGUGUUGCCUUCAGCAGUUGGCGCUUCCCCAAAAAGGAUUCAUUUGUUUUCAACCCUAUUUGGACCUCAAACUUGUGUCUUUUUUUUGUGUGCAAGUGGUGUGAAAAUUGUACUAUUGUGCGAACAGAUUAGUAAAAAAAAAAAGAGAAGAAGCAGAAGUGCCAUUCAGACUUUUCCUAAGCUUUCUAAAAUGAUGCCAAAACAUUGCUUCAAGCACUGAGGGGAAGAGCACAUCCCACAUCUUGUUCAGGCAAAACAAAUCUUUGUCCGUCAUGUGUAACAUAAAAUGUUGAUGAUCUGUAAUGGAUCUCUCACUGACACACUUUUUCUUAUUUUGUUAUCCCUUCUGGAUAUUUGCAGUGUUUUUUUGUGAUUGGUUGACAAUAUCAAAGAUGUUGAGAGGUAGUGAAUUAAAGCGGGGUUACACAUUCUACCUUAGCUUUUUUUUUCUUUCUCAUAACCAAAUAAGAAGAGCACACAUGCCUGACCUCGACUACAUCCUGGCUGGGGUCGUUUCACUCCCAUAUCAGGAGGCCAUGGGGGGAAAGAGGUAAAUCAAUGCUCCCUCAUUACCUCCUGUCACAAAAUAAAUUGUUAAUUCAUUGAACCGGGAUGGGAAACGACCCCAGCACUAAGCUGUCAAUCUCAUACGGUGCUGUACUUUAACCUCAUGUUACGCUGGUAACUGCUUCGCACAAACAUUAUUAUAAUGUAAUUGUAAACAAAUUAAUAUUUUAUCAUGCAUCUGCUGUCAAGUUUGUUUCUUUACUUACAUUUACUGUACGUUAUGUGAAGUGUUUGGUCGGUCUGUAUUGUGAUGAGCUAGCUGUACUCUGUAUGUGUCCUAUUUAAAAGUUGGUUCAAAAUGGUCCGGGCUUGUAUAUAAUAAGCUUUAUGACACAAAAAUGAGUGUUGAUAAUAUUUUAACAUUAUGCAUAUUUUGUAGAUUUGAUAUGUACAUACUGGAGUACAUUAAACACUUUUAUACUGAAACAUAA
Molecule: messenger RNA, 3673 nt
Organism: Gasterosteus aculeatus aculeatus (three-spined stickleback)
Lineage: Eukaryota; Metazoa; Chordata; Actinopteri; Perciformes; Gasterosteidae
Gene: rhbdl3
Product: rhomboid, veinlet-like 3 (Drosophila)
Cellular component (GO): membrane
Molecular function (GO): serine-type endopeptidase activity; calcium ion binding
Source: RefSeq, a predicted model, not a curated record